AUGAACAGACAUUUCGCUUCAAUUCUCAAAAGAUCAUCCCUCCUCUUAUCCCUCUUAUUUACCCUAAUCAGCCAAGUUGACGCCUCCCUCUUACCCAAAUCCGACAAAAAGAAGAGCAGAACAGUUAUUUUUACCAAGGAAGCGGGGAAGACUGUAUGUCAUAUCUUGGAAACAGGCGAAAGGGUGAAAUGCCCCAAUAAGACCCUAGUCAUCGCUCUCGUCUCCGUCUUCUGCAGCAUAAUCCUCAUCGUCGGAAUCGCAAUUCUCGCCUUCUUCUUGAUGCGCAGACGAAAAUUCAGAGUUGGUAAAUCAGGGAAGGGGGAGAAAGGUAGCGAUGGAGCAUCCGAAGCGAAGCCCCAAUCGCUCGAAGAAAGUUGCAAGACGCCCCAGAUAUCGCAAGAGGGCGAAGCGAAACAGAGGGAAGGCGCAGUCGAAGGACCUCCAACUAUUCCCCACCACGUGCUCCCUCCUACCGAUCCCUUCUUGAAGGCGGCACCCCAAUAG
Molecule: messenger RNA, 504 nt
Organism: Coprinopsis cinerea okayama7#130
Lineage: Eukaryota; Fungi; Basidiomycota; Agaricomycetes; Agaricales; Psathyrellaceae
Exons: 3
Coding region: 1-504 (167 amino acids)
Source: RefSeq, a predicted model, not a curated record